This is a messenger RNA of Antechinus flavipes (yellow-footed antechinus), 681 nucleotides long. RefSeq names its product late endosomal/lysosomal adaptor, MAPK and MTOR activator 4 (gene LAMTOR4). The transcript is spliced from 4 exons. Gene Ontology annotation, cellular component: Ragulator complex; lysosome. Gene Ontology annotation, molecular function: guanyl-nucleotide exchange factor activity. Lineage: Eukaryota; Metazoa; Chordata; Mammalia; Dasyuromorphia; Dasyuridae. Gene Ontology annotation, biological process: positive regulation of TOR signaling; cellular response to amino acid stimulus. The record is from RefSeq and is a predicted model, not a curated record. The coding region runs from base 145 to 450 and encodes 101 amino acids.
GUUCAGUCUUUCCUAGUACUGUGCCUGGCAAUCAGUUUAUCAACUAGCAUUUUCUCCAAUUGCUGCAAAAAACUAAACAGGUCCCUCUUUCAAGUAAAUGACGUUCUUUUAGGAGGACAAAGUGACACGUGCAUAGCAAAUUAAAUGCAAUAUACAUCUGCAUUGACCCAGGGGCUGGAGCGUAUCCCUGACCAACUGGGCUAUUUGGUGCUAAGUGAAGGAGCCGUGCUGGCGUCAUCUGGUGAUUUGGAGAAUGAUGAACAAGCAGCUGGUGCAAUUUCUGAGCUAGUGAGCACAGCUUGUGGCUUCCGGUUGUACCGUGGCCUUGACAUGCCCUUCAAGCGCCUGUCUGUGGUCUUCGGGGAACACACGUUGUUGGUGACUGUGUCUGGACAGAAGGUGUUUGUGGUGAAAAGACAGAAUCACAGCCGGGAACCCAUCAAUGUCUGAGACUACAGGGGAUUGAAGGGGAAGGUUUAAAAUAUCUCUGUAAGCUUCUUGCUUUUCCACAUACCCAAUUUUACCACUUCCUCUAACAGAAUCUGGGUAUUUUACUUUUAUCUUCUUCUCCCCCAUCCCUGCUCAAUGAGUUUGGGUUUCUUUCUCAGUACUAAAGGCAAUCAGGGCAGGAACAAUUUCCCUUCUCUCCAAUAAAUAUGGUCUGACCUUAGUCCAUUGAAA